GCGCUACAGACCAAAAAUGCCUCUCUUUCCCAGCCACACAGCCUGAUUGCUAAAUAUGGCUAUCUAGACAACAAUGUAUUUCAAGUCAAAAAGCAGCCAGUAAACACUGUGCAGCCCUCCCAGCCAAGAAGUAAUCUUGAGAUUGCGGUUAAAAGAUACCCUCAGCAGUUUUCAACUGGCACCAUCGCCCUAGGCAGCAGACAACUGCAAGUGACAGUGAGUUAACUUCCCCUGCAACGGAGAAUUUAUGUGAUAAAGAAGCUCUGCGAUACAUUUUUUUUUCCUCUAUGCCCUUAACCACUCUCUGCUUCAGGAUGGGAGGCUUUCCAGCCCUGCUGCUCUUGCUGGCACUACCAGGGGAAAAUUGUAAUCAGGAAGCAGGCUUACAGACCACUGCAUUUCCCACUAAGAAGGGGGAUGUCACCAACUCCACAGAUGACAGCAGUAAGGAUCAGAGGACCCUCUAUGCUCUUCUGGUGCCGUGUUCCUUCCUGCCUACAGCUGCCCUGAUUGCUACUGUUAUACUCCUCAUCACCACUUACGUUAGAAGGAAAAGGGCAGGAAAAGGGAUGGACUUUGGCAGACAUCCUUCUUCCAGCCAAGCAGCACUGCAGAAGGACAGAAGAAACAAAGCAAGUAGGAUGCCAGAUGGGGAAGUGAAUGAUAGUACAACAUAUGCUGUCAUAAGGCACCAACCUCCACUGAAGCCUGAAGAUGUUAUCUAUGCCAAUGUGCAGCCUUCACCUCAAGUUUUCUUCCACACUCAAGAACCUCCAUGCAAUCCAGUUUCCUCAGGGCCUCUGGAAUAUGCUACUGUUAUUUUCAGAGCCACAACUCCACAUUCUGGAACAGAAAACAGAAAAACGGGUUCAUCUAACCAAAGCAGCACAAAGCCCUGGGGCUUAUUCACAGAACUCUGCUGAAGUAGAAACAACCCAUUUGUAACCAGUGGCUUAAACGGGAUAGAUAAGGGGUGUGAGGCAGAAAGAGCUGAAAGAAUGCACAGACGUUCCCUGGAAAAACAACUGCACCUUUCUAAUAGUACAGCACCACAACCCAGCUAUUGGUAGGCAAAUCUAGUGGAAGACAAUGGUGCCUUUGCUUUCCCUAAAUUGCUUUAUACAGGCAACUCUAAACCCAACUACAGGAAAUUGGUUCUCUCUUGUAGCAGCUGAUACAGCUCCAGUCAGCAAUGGGCUGUGAGAUACGGGAACAUGUUGCUUCCUUUCAGACUUUCAACUCCAACAGCUCACUUAAAUACUCAUAUAUAAAUUGUUAAGUAUUGCCCAUUCUUGUAAAGUCCAAGUCAGCAAGAGAAAUUGCUUUAUUUUAAACAUAUGAGUCGUUUAAUGGACUUCAGAGGGACAAGUAAUGCAUUUGACAUGUUUUAGUAAACAAGGGUCUUGUUGAAAAACAUUUUUCUGCUACAGUGCACAAUGUCUACAGCUUGUACAGAAUUUACAC
Apus apus (common swift) is the source of this 1464-nucleotide messenger RNA. RefSeq lists its product as uncharacterized. The record is from RefSeq and is a predicted model, not a curated record. NCBI's taxonomy places the organism in Eukaryota, Metazoa, Chordata, Aves, Apodiformes, Apodidae. The transcript is spliced from 5 exons. The coding region runs from base 288 to 923 and encodes 211 amino acids.